CCGAUUUGUAACGUCAUUCCAGGAUCGACUAAGCCAAGCGAUGCAGAAGACUCGGAGCAACUCGAAUCCGACUGGAUUCCAGAGCCUCCUCGGGGUCUCCGUGCUCUGGCACGGCUGGCUCAAGAAGCUUGGGCGAUUUAGCAAGCGCUGGCGUAAACGCUACUUCAUAUUCUUGUCUACACCCAACGGCAUGAAGGAGUUGCGUCACUAUGACACAUUCAAGGACGUCAAUACGCUGCUCAUGUCCACGCCGAAGGGCGUUAUCUCGAUGACGGAUGCCACGGGUAUCUGCUGCUUCACGCCCGUACCUAUGGCUGGCAGGAAACCCAUGAAAUUUAACCGCUCGGAUACCAAUGACUCGAGACCGGGUGCAUACGACCAGAAAUUUGCUGUUCUGACGCCUCUUCACGUGAAUUUGCUGGCUUUCCACAAUGGCAGAGAAUGGAGUGGUGCCAGUGAAUCGCAGCAAGGAUUGUCGUUAUUGGCAUCACUAUCGGCGUUUUACCCGACUGUGGAUGUUCUUCAUUCAGGGUGGAUGACGAAGAGGCGAGAGCGGAAUGUUCACAGUCCAAAGAGCAUUAUGACGUACUGGAAGCGGCAUUUCUUCGUUUUCUUGACGUCGGGUGAUCUGCUGUACUUUCGGGACGAUACAUUGGGUGAACUACAGGGUCGUGUGGACGUUCGCCAUGCCCCUACCGUUCGCGUUACUGGAGAGCAGCUUAUGGAAGAGAGGAAAAAAGAUGGAGGCAUGUUUAAGUUUGCUAAAAUGCCAGCACUCGAACGGGAGACGUGUCUGAUUUGGAUUGCCACUCCUCCGUCCAAGAUGUUUGUAUUGAAACUGGAGGAUGAUCACGAAGAAUCGGGUGGUGGAGCUGGUGGUAAAGCAGCUCUCGGGUCUUCAGGUGUGGGGGUUACUACCAGAAAAGCUGAGCUUACUCCAAGCUCCAAGAAGUGGUUACACUUGCUACUACAGGGGCAUGCGGAAACAAAGUAUACACAGCUUGAAAAAUGUAUUGCAACGGGCAAGUAUGGGCUGACAACAGAGAUUAUCUCGGCAGUCCGUGCAGGAAUCCCAGACGAGCUGCGUGGACAACUUUGGAAAGGAUUUUCUGGUGCGACCGAUCUCCAACGACGCGUAGAGCUUAAACAUGCGAUCCGCAGUGCAUCCAAGUCAUCGAACGUUUUCCGCAUGCCAUCACGUGAAAAUUCUGUCAGAAGUGGCCACAAAUCUCCAACAUCGAAGAAGCACGCAAUUUAUGAAAUGUGCUCUGCAGCCAUUGACGCAACGAAGAUGGAUACACCGGAGAACCAAAUGCUUUUCACCCGUUUGUGCGCGUUGGCGCUCCAGGAAAGUGGGCACGCAGCGGUUACUGCGCGGACAAGUGAACUACAGAAUUUAUCCGGUCGCUUUGGACGUGCUGUUUCAGAUGCAUCGAACCCGUCAGAUCAAUACAGUGAAGACCGCGGGUCAUUUUACGAUGACGAACGAGACUCCAUGGACGACGAAGACGCCGAACAGUUUGAGGUCGAAGAGACUAAAGCUGGCAGCGAUCCUUUUCGUAGACGCCCGUCAGCUCGAAAUACACUCAAGCAGCUCGAAAAGGGCAAAAUGGGCAACUACGUGUACCCUAGCGACUACCCUGCAGCAGAUUGGGAGCUUACAUCCAGGCGCCGGUUAUUAAUCGCAAGCUCGCGUUACAAUCCAUAUUCCCAUCCAUUUCCUUGGAGAGUGUCUUGUUUACUGCUCGCGUAUGUCGAAGAAGAGAGCGCAUUCUGGAUCAUUAACAGCAUCAUCGAUUCGCUUCUUCCGGGUUAUUUCCAUGGCUACCGGCCAGCUUUGCAGAUUGAUGUGGCAGCGUUCACCACACUUCUAGAAAACCGUUUACCGACUCUCGCAGCUCAUCUAGCAACCUUGAAGUUCCCUCUUGGCCGGCUAGUUGAACGAUGGUUCCUAAGCUUAUUCACCGCUUCGCUUAUCCCGCUCCCCACAGUUCUGCGGAUUUGGGAUGCCUUCUUCAUUCGUGGAGUGAUUGUGUUCUACGGAGUCGGUAUUGCGUUGCUGUUUCGCGCGGAAGAAACGCUUUUUCAUGCCAAAACUGCCACUGAAGCGGAGGAGUAUUUGAGAGCUAGCGAACGAAGCUGCAUCGAUGCUGAUGCGGUCUUCUCCGUGGUCUUCAAGGACGAUCUUACCAUCCCCUGGCUCACAGGUGAGCAACUUGAAAAACUGAGAUUGUCACAGCGUCAUCGAGUGAUGGAGCUGGUAUCGCAGAAGGUGGGGUACUUCAAAGAUAAGCUGAGCAUUCUCAAGCUUACACAAGACCUAGGUUCGCGCUGCCAAGCUGUUGCCAAACAGUUCUUGACUGACCGUAAAGGCGUCACGGCUGCUCUGCGGCUCAGUGAGGUAGCCCAGACCAACGAAGAGAAAGACCCGUACGACAUGUACGGACUUGAGGAUGAAAUCAACUCCCUCGACAUUGGCUUCGAUGGUGACAAACUGGAAGAUUCGUUCCAAAUGACCCUGCACUUGCUGCUCGAGCAAGUAAGGGAGUCUUCUGCAGCGGCGGAAGCCCUUGCAGUUGAGCUGGGACAGCGACAAGCCAAGUGGUUAGCUGCUUCAAGCCAGCUUGCAGCUUGCCCCCUUGCUCAACCUCCCACACCGGACUCACACAGUUGGCUCUCGCAGGUUAAGCAAGGCAAAAUCUCCGGCGCAGGACAUGACGCUUCUUCCCUCUUUGCCUCCGGAGGCGAUGGAUUUCCUUCUGCUUCUCGUGUCAUCGAAGCGUCUGGCAUGAUGUUCGACACCGGUGAAGCUCGUCUUCCUAGCAACGAUGCCUCAGGAAGUGGGAACGAUAACUCAACCGCUGGACAACGUAGCUGCUUGUUGAUGGAGAGAGAAGACCUCAUGCUAUCUGACCGUCAUCUCGCUGAGAUGUAUCUGUACUCGUUGGUGUCCUCGCUUAAGGCGCUGUGUGCUGUUCGGCUAGAAUGUCUCGGCGUAACGUAUCGAUUCAUGUGGCAUGGUGGGUCCUGGCUGGAGUCUGCUGUCAAUUACCCUUCAUUCUCCUCGACAACAGAGGCAGAAGCAGCUCCAUCCACACCAAACUCGCGGCAAUCUGUUCGAGUCAAGUCCCAGUCAUCGAUGUCUAGCUCGUCAAAAAGACGUCCGCGUGCUGUGGACGACUCGGCACUAUCUGGUCGCAAACGUGGAGACUCUGGCGCGAUUACACCAAGACGAGGGGGACGCCCAACCACACGUAGUUUCUACAAUCCAAGCAAGUCUCCAACGCGACUACGACCAAGCUUAUCGUCCGGUGAUUUCUCGGUGCUGGAAUUUGCCGCAGGCGGUGCAGGCACCAACUUGUACGAUGACCCGAUCAUCGAAGGCCAGCCCGCUCCGUCUUCACCCACGUACGCUGAGCAACUUGUUGAUGCCAGCGAUGCCUACCCCGUCACACCAACAUCGUCAUCUCCGCAAGACAGCAGUGCAGUUGGGCUGGACUUUACCCUUGGUCGUGGUCUAGAUCGCUGUGCGGCGUCGACGCUGGAUACCUCGAACAAACCGUUGUUGGCAGCACUCACAACACAACACCGAGACGGUGAACGAGUGUUCAGAGAGUCACACAAACGCUUGCUUAGUGGUCUCGGCAAAUUCUUGCGCCUCGAGUAUCGUGACCAGGACUGGGCUUUGCGUGAGCGCGCUCUGACCAUUGAACGAGAACUUCAGCAGGAACUUCAAGAGAUUGAAGCCGAAGUUCAUGGAGCACAAUGGCUACAGCAUUAGGUAUGACAGCGUAACAUGAUAGGGUAACUUACGGUUGUGUUCUGAUCGUCGCUCACCAUUAAAGCUGCGUGCGCGGGCCUUUGAUCCCAUUACUGCUGGGCUGGGCCCCUACCACGGCACCAAUCUCGCUGGUAAAUGGGUCUCCGACGCUACUAUCAUCAGCAUGGCUACUGGUGUUACUACUGGAGCGUUUGAAGAAAUGGGGCGACUCGGCGAACGGGUGAUCAGGAUCAUCGUUGCUGAGCACACGAAUGCCCAGUUCUUCCAUGAUUUCUGUCACAGCCAGCCAGACUUCAGACUUGAGCAUGGCAUACUUGCGCGCAUCCAGCUCUUCAGUGUAUGAGUAUACUCGAAUGGUGUAGAGUUCCUCCAUUGCUACGAAAAAGAAGCGUUCCCACUUCUCGCCAUGCCGCAAGUCUGACUGGUUUUCUUCGUGAGAUGUAAGUCCAACAUGUAACGACUGUAGCAUACUCUCCAGGCGUCGUAGAGCCUGUCGCAAUGUCUCCACUGGUGUAGCGCGUGAUACUCGGACGUGCAAAUCCACGUCGCGCUUUGGUCGCUGCGAGAAAUUGAUCAUGGGCUUGUAGAGAAAGAAACUGUUAGGCACAUAAAGCGUUGUUCCUUCAAGGCUCACCACUGUCGUGUAACGCAGAGAUACGCGAUGUACGAAUCCUUCAGCGUCUCCAACGCGAAUAAAGUCGUCAAUCUUGAACUGUGAAUUGAACGCGAGAAAGAGACCGCCCACAACAUUGUGGAAAGAUGGCACGAAGCCCAACGCGAUGGCCAGACCAAUCACACCGAGCACCGAGUACUUGAGUGUAGCACUGUUACCCAAAGCUGACGAGUAGAUGAUCAGCGCAAUGAUUAACAGCGUCGUCAGCCGAAGAAUCUACCGGCAAGUUAGCAACGGUAAAUCAACAAUACUAGGACGUUUUAAGCAGA
This is a messenger RNA of Phytophthora nicotianae INRA-310, 4723 nucleotides long. RefSeq lists its product as hypothetical. The record is from RefSeq and is a predicted model, not a curated record. The transcript is spliced from 10 exons. Lineage: Eukaryota; Oomycota; Peronosporomycetes; Peronosporales; Peronosporaceae. Bases 41 to 3781 code for a protein of 1246 amino acids.